AUGGCAGCGCCGCCAUCUCUCUUGACUACGACCAGCCCCGUUAUGGCGGGUUGCCGCCGGAACCGAAGUGGCCUGCAACUAAUAGACACGAAGCCUCCUCGAAGAAGACGAGAUGCGUCUGGAUCCUUGAGAGCCACUGCCGCAUCACCGGCGACGGGGAGUGGAAAAGGAGGAAAAAUUAUUUCCUCGACCGUCCCUAAUCUCACGCCCGAGGAAUCGAUUGGCCGGAGGAAAUCUGCCACCAUCAAAAUUGCCGUCCCACUGCAAUCCGGCGUCGACACGGUCACCCUCGAAAUGGAAAGCCCCCCGCCGACCAUCCUGCUGCCAACCGCGAUCGUUAUCCCCUCCGCCCUCAGCCAUUCGCCGGAAGUCGCGGCCGCCAAAUCGCGGAGGAUCACAGCCGUGGUCGUCGCGGCGAAUUCCCGCACGCCGAUGGACCUGAUUGCCCCGGAUCUGAAACUCAUCUGGUGGCCGACGGUUAUCAUCCACGACAUGAUGCCGACGAGAGUGGUUGUUGAUGCACAACGGAGGCACGCCGUCGUCUCCUGCGUCGCGGUUGGCGGCGGGCGGCGGUUACACGGUCGUCAUCUUCUGCGUCGCGGUUGGCGGCGAGCGGCAGAUACACGGCCCUCAUCUCCUGCGUCACGGUUGGCGGCUGGUGGCGGAGUCACGACGGAGGAAGGCGCAGGCUCGAGGCCAUGCCAUCGCCGCCGAGCGAGAAUGGCCGUCGCCUACGCCUAUAUUUCUCCUCAUCCGUCAGUCGCUGCUGCUCGAAGCCAUCCUCCACCGUAUCACAGGUCCCGUCUGUGCGACUUGUCGGUGCGCCGCCCCUGGGAAAAAAACCAGCACACACCAAUUCCAGUGAUGUCUAAAUCUCGCCGCCUCUGCUGCCGUCCAGAAGUUCUCUGCUAUCUUUUGUAUUCCAUCGCCGCCGCGUCUCUCCGUUCAACAGACCGACGGGAAGAUUUUUGA
Striga asiatica is the source of this 972-nucleotide messenger RNA. Lineage: Eukaryota; Viridiplantae; Streptophyta; Magnoliopsida; Lamiales; Orobanchaceae. The record is from the annotation of a GenBank genome assembly.